This is a messenger RNA of Vicia faba (fava bean), 360 nucleotides long. The record is from the annotation of a GenBank genome assembly. NCBI's taxonomy places the organism in Eukaryota, Viridiplantae, Streptophyta, Magnoliopsida, Fabales, Fabaceae.
AUGUUGAAGAGAGACGGGUGGAAUGGUAUUGAAGGUGAUGUUGUUUUGUUGAGAGGAGAGAUGAACAGAAGUUUGAAGAUUGAGUCAAGGAAGCUGGAUUCCGUGAGUUUAUGGGUUUUGGUUAUGUGCCUCCCCCUUGACUCCGUCAGUUUAUGGGUUUUGGUUAUGUGCCUCCCCCUUGACUCCGUCAGUUUAUGGGUUUUGGUUAUGUGCCUCCCCCUUGACUCCGUCAGUUUAUGGGUUUUGGUUAUGUGCCUCCCCCUUGACUCUGUCAGUUUAUGGGUUUUGGUUAUGUGCCUCCCCCUCGAAUUGUUUCGAUCCCCGCAUAUAUCACCAUACAAAAACCUUAUCAAUCUUUAG